Molecule: messenger RNA, 3126 nt
Organism: Haplochromis burtoni (Burton's mouthbrooder)
Lineage: Eukaryota; Metazoa; Chordata; Actinopteri; Cichliformes; Cichlidae
Gene: rhpn1
Product: rhophilin, Rho GTPase binding protein 1
Exons: 16
Coding region: 199-2265 (688 amino acids)
Biological process (GO): negative regulation of stress fiber assembly; signal transduction
Molecular function (GO): protein binding
Source: RefSeq, a predicted model, not a curated record
CCAGCUGCACACACGUCGGGAAGAGUCGUGCGGACGACGUUGUAUAUUAAAGCGAAAGCUUAGUUGUUUUCAGGAGUAAAAAAGUUAAUCUGCGGUUGACUGUUUUUGGAGUAGUACGCUUACUUGGAAAUUCACAAAGUGGUGGGAAAGUUGGGAGACAUGUAGAGACUUUUUGAUCGCCGGUAUUGUAGCUUGACGAUGGAGGAGCCAGCGAUAAGAGAGUUUGAGAUGUCCCUGUCAGACGGUCCCUCUGACGACGACGACGAAUUCCCGUCGACUUUACCCACAGAUGGCAGCCACAGUGGGAGCAUCCGCAAGGGCUGUGAUCCUUUGGCUCAGACUCAGCGCAGUAAGCUGCAGCAUCGACGGGCUCGCAUCAACCAGCAGAUCAACAAGGAGAUGCGUAUGAGAACUGGAGCGGAGAACCUGUUCAGGGCGACAACCAACAACAAGGUGAAGGAGACGGUGGCUCUAGAGCUCAGCUUUGUCAACUCCAACCUGCAGCUGCUCAAAGAGGAGCUGGAGGAACUUAACAGCAGCAUGGACGUCUACCAGACAGACAGUGAGGCUGUCAAUGUUCCAAUGAUCCCACUUGGCUUAAAAGAAACCAAAGAGGUGGAUGUCACUGUUGCUAUCAAGGACUUCAUAUAUGAGCACUACGGGGAGGACAGCUUUCUCUAUGACAAGGAAAUCAAAGAGCUUAUGGAACUUAGACAGGCCAUGCGUACACCCAGUCGAAACCAGGCCGGUCUGGAGCUGCUAAUGGAGUACUACAAUCAGCUGUACUACCUGGAUCAACGCUUCUUCUCUGCUCAGAAGAAUCUGGGUGUUCAUUUCCACUGGUAUGACUCUUUGACUGGCGUUCCAUCGUGUCAGCGUGCGCUGGCCUUCGAGAAGGGAAGUGUGUUGUUCAACAUCGGAGCCCUGUACACGCAGAUCGGAGCACGACAGGACCGCUCUGCAACAGCUGGCAUAGACCGAGCUAUAGAUGCUUUUCAGCGUGCUGCAGGUGCAUUUAAUUAUCUUAAAGAGAAUUUUUCCAACGCUCCAAGUCUGGACAUGAGUAGUCCAUCACUCUGCAUGUUGGUGCGGCUCAUGCUUGCCCAGGUACAGGAGUGUGUGUUUGAGCGCAUCACCCUGACCACACAGGACACGCACUUUACCUCCCAGCUCCGGCUGGCACAGGAGGCUGCACGGGUGUCAGAUGUUUACUUGUUAGUGCAGCAGACUAUGACACAGCCUUUGAUGAAGGACUACGUGCCAUUUUCAUGGGUGUCCAUGGUUCAGGUAAAAUCUGAACACUUCCGCGCUCUCUCCCACUACUACGCUGCUGUUGCACUCUGCGACCACAUGUUGUUGGCAGGAGGGGAGGAAGAGGAGGAGGAAGCUGAGAAGGCCUUCCUUCAGUGCCAUGCCAGUGUUCCUGCUGGGCCACAACUCAGCCAGGUUCUUCAAGAUCCUGAAAAAAGACGAAAACUUGGUAAGGCCCACCUGCGGCGUGCUGUAAUCAGACAUGAGGAGGCCAUGCGUGUCCACAGUCUGUGCAAGAUCCUGAGAAAGAUGGAUAUCCUGCAGGAUGUGCUCUCUGUCACACACAAACGUUCCCUGGACAAAUACUCAGAGCUCGACCGAGAGGACGACUUUGAUGAAAUUGCAGAGGCCCCAGAGAUACAGUCUCAUACCCACCAGAAACCAGACGUCAUUCCACCCAACUUCUCCACAGUCAAGGUUACUGAUAUCUUCCAAAGACUGGGUCCACUGUCAGUGUUCUGUGCGAGGGCUCGCUGGGGCCCGAUGCGUGUGAUCUGCCUGAGUAAGAGAGAAGGAGGACUGGGGCUCACGCUCAGAGGAGACUCUCCUGUCCUGGUGGCUGGAGUGGUGCCUGGAGGCUGGGCAGAGGAGGCUGGACUGAGGGAAGGAGACUACAUAGUAGCAGUAGAUGGAAAGGACUGUAAGUGGGCCAAACAUGGUGAGGUGGUCCACAUGCUGAAGAGCUGCAGUGACAGAGGGGUGGAGAUCAGUGUGGUCACAUUACACUCACAUGAUACACAGCAGGUGGAGAGGAGGGCAGUUAUGCUGUCGCUGUGCAGCGACAAAGAAAACACUCGGCAUCGUCUGCUGUCUGGGGCUAAAGGCCAGAGCUCCGCCUCUUUGCUGAACUGGAACAGGAAGAAAAAGAGGGAAGGCAGCACAAUCACAAAAAGACUUGGAAGCGCUUUCAGUUUGUCGUUCGGAAGCAUCCGAGACACUGAGGCCAUGUACUAAGAGACGACUUCAGAAGAAUCACUCAGGGAAUAGCAGCGGAGCACACGGUACAAGUACAGCAGACACAAAGAAACAGCCUCUCCUGAGUUGAGGAGGUAGGUGAUGAUGCAAAGCUGGGACAAAGGAAAAGAAAAAACAUGUAUAGUCAAGGAACACGUGCUGUGCCAGGUUCUUCUUGCACACUCCAGCAUAUCUGACAUCUUCGUCAGUUAAUCAUUGAAAUGUGAUGUUUAUUACUUUUACCCAUUGUACAAAAGUGAAUUUGAAGUAUCACAGAAUUGUGUCCUGGCAUCUUUCUAACAGAGACUGCGCAGUAGGGAAGUCGAUAGUGGAAAUAUGUCUGUAAUUUCUCACCUGAAGUCACUACUAUGAAGGAUCUGUUUGCAAAUGAGCAGCACAAUAUGGCACUGCCCACAUCCAAGAUACCAUGGCUUCACUUUUUGGGACUGUCUACAUUGUACAGGCCUUGAACAGUGUCCCCAGUUCCUACACUGGGGUAACCUGACUUUGAAUUUAAAUUGCAUGUUUAGGAAGAAUGUGGUGGCAAUGUAUAUAAAGUCAGUAAGUGUGUGAGUAAAUAGAUGCAAAUUUUCCACAGGGCCUAGCAAAGUUACAUUUGUAGAAUUUCAAUGAGCUUUAUGUCAUAUAAGUGCAGUAGCUACAAAAAUAAAAGCACAAAAGUAUAAAGGGAGCAAAAUAACAGAACUGAGGCUUCUUCUUAAUUAAUUUCAAGGCUUUACAAACAUACAUGCUUGCUGUGUUGAAGCUGACAGCUGUACAGUACCCUUCUUUAUGGACACACUUUAAGUGUUCAAGCACUGUACAAUUCUGCCUGAUACAGCUGGCAAAGUUAUUUGGUAA